This is a messenger RNA of Drosophila innubila, 460 nucleotides long. RefSeq names its product transmembrane protein 203. Gene Ontology annotation, cellular component: endoplasmic reticulum. Lineage: Eukaryota; Metazoa; Arthropoda; Insecta; Diptera; Drosophilidae. Bases 22 to 456 code for a protein of 144 amino acids. The record is from RefSeq and is a predicted model, not a curated record. The transcript has a single exon. Gene Ontology annotation, biological process: intracellular calcium ion homeostasis.
GAAGAAAUCAAUUUCGAAAUCAUGUUUAAGCUAUCGGAACUGGUGCGUUGGCUCGGUUUGACCGAAUUUGAGAUAUUGGUUAAUCUUUGUGGCCUGCUGGUGUUCACCAUAACGCUGGCAUUCAAAAUCUCGGGCACAUUUAAUAAUGUAUUUCCCGAAAUGAUGAGCGAUUGGUUUAGCAUCUUCAGUCCACUGUUCUUUAUUGACAUUUGUAAUGCAUACUUUUGUGUUAUUGUUGGCAUACGCAUGUACCUGGACUCGGACAACAAACGCAAGGCUCUGCAUCGUUUCAUGUGGAGCACCUAUUUCCUAGUACUGAUUGCCAUCUUCAAGUAUCUGCUGUGUCUCAAACUAUCGGGCAAAACGGGUCUCGAGUACAGCGAAGUAUUCUCGCCCAUAUUUGUUCUGCUCCAGCUGGUCGCAGUGCGUGCCUGCCAGCUGCCCAACUCUAUUUAAAACU